AAAUCUGGGACGGAAACGGAAUCCCCGAAUCCCGGCGUCAUCGCGUUCGUUUAACUAAUCCUAAAAUCGUUCUUCUUCCUUGACGGACAUCCUUUCCUUGCUCGGCUUGGUUUCGUGCUUUCCUCAACCAUCCCCUCUUCCGUGGCGCGCAGUUUGUCCGCUGCUUCACGGAAAUUCCUACGGGACUUGUUAUAUAUCCGCUGCGCAGGCCCGGCCGUUGUUGUUGUCUCCGCUCACCCCGCCAGCCGCCAGCCUCCUCCCGCCGUCCCAAUCCCAGGAACUUUCGUCGCGUCAGGUGAUGCUUUCAGUAACCACAGGCAUAGAACAAUGUCGAUGAACUAUGAUGGGGAUAGAAGUGAGGACCGGCAAAGUGAGGAGGUUCAGUCAGCAUACAAAAGGGACAGUGACAUUGGUGAGGAAAUGAUAAUAAGUAGCGAAGAGCAAAAUGAUGAAAACGAAUGGAGCUGGGUGAACCAAGAUAGAAAUGGUGAUCCUCUUGCUGAAUCUGUUUCUUCACUUCAUACGACACAGCAAGUCCUUGAAAAUGAGAUACAAAAAUUAUCAGAACUUGGCAAAGAACUUGAGGCGGAGGAAUCCACUUCUGGUAACAAAGACCAAGAUGUGAUCGUUUUGCCGUAUGCAGAGGUCGAUAUGUUGGAACUGAAUGAGAAGAUGGAACAUCUUGAACAGAAAGUGAAAGAAGCAUCAAACACCAUCAGAGAGAAAGACUUGAAGCUUUCCAAGCUUCAAGUACUCAUCGGUACUACAGAUAGGGCGGCGCUGGAGGAGGCAACAGCUAGCAUCGACCAGUUGGAGACAGAGCUGGAGCACCAUCUCCAGGAGAAACUAGAAGCUGAAAUCCAGUGUCUGGUGAUGCUGAAAGCGAGGCAGAACUGGCAGGUCCGGGCAGAGGACCGGAUGGCCUUGGAGGAGCACAGGGCGCUGUCUGCCGGGGACAAGAGCAGAAUGCUGCUCAAGCUACGGGAGACAGAGAGUAAGAUUGUGAUGCUGAAAGAGCAGGUGGACAAGCUAGAGGUCCGGGAGAAGGAGCUCUACCGGACGACCGAGGUGCUGAAGAUGCAGAGCAGGACCUUCAAAGUGUCCCUCUUUGGCCUCCUCCAGCUGGUAAUGAUGUGCCUGUCCCUAAAGAUGUUCUUCGCGAGGGUCUCGGCCCCAUUUGACGAGGUUGUGCCGACAUGAUGCUGUCUAAGUCUUGUUUGGAUUGGAUGCAGUCGCAUCCACCUCCAUCCACAUGGAUUCAGGUGGAUAAUAGUGUAGCCAAACAAGCCCUCAGUUGGUGUUCUCUUCAGUCUGUAACUUGGCUCGCCUUGUUUGCGAUGCCUUAACGUGUGCCUUACUUUAGCUGGUAGUCUGUAGCCCAGUAGGUAGUAUUAGUUUCGUAAUCGUACACUGAAGUGUAGGUUGUGAUGAUGUAAGUGCGAAACUACGCGUGUUCUGUAAAAAAAAUGAUAAUGUAGGCUUGUGCAUAAAUUGGGUUUGAUUGACAA
Sorghum bicolor (sorghum) is the source of this 1508-nucleotide messenger RNA. RefSeq lists its product as uncharacterized. Bases 328 to 1200 code for a protein of 290 amino acids. NCBI's taxonomy places the organism in Eukaryota, Viridiplantae, Streptophyta, Magnoliopsida, Poales, Poaceae. The record is from RefSeq and is a predicted model, not a curated record. The transcript is spliced from 3 exons.